Messenger RNA from Rotaria sp. Silwood1, 558 nucleotides. NCBI's taxonomy places the organism in Eukaryota, Metazoa, Rotifera, Eurotatoria, Philodinida, Philodinidae. The record is from the annotation of a GenBank genome assembly.
AUGAACUGCGAGCUCAAAGAAGGCUUCUUAGAACAAGCACUACUAAUUCCUAAUAUUCCAUCCAAUGCUCGAUGGGCACAGAAUGGGGUGACCGUUGCUGGAAGUAAUGAAGAAGGCGGUGCUACCAAUCGACUCCGGUUGCCCGAUGGUCUCUUUGUUGAUGAUGAUCAAACGAUGAUCGUCGCUGACGAAAAUGUAACAUUAAUUAAAGAAAUAAAUGAUUUACGACGUGAAUUAAAAUCAGCUCGUGUUAAAUUACAAGAUUUACAAACAGCUAUGGGUAUAAGUCGUAAAACAGCAGCACGUACAACAGAAGAAAUUGUUCAAGCAUUAAAUACACAUCAAAAUAAUCAUUUAGUUAAAGAAAAACAAUCAGAAUUAGAAAAUUUAAUUCAACGUCAACGAACUGAAAUUCAACGACUUAAUGAACAAAUUGCAAAUAUUGAAUCUGGUACAGGUCGUACUGGUACAGCUGGUGGUGGUGGUGGUGGUGGUGGUCGAUCACGUCCAUCAUCUGGUCAAUUACCACCAAUUACAUCAGCAUUAACUGCUCAUUGA